Pocillopora verrucosa is the source of this 5366-nucleotide messenger RNA. NCBI's taxonomy places the organism in Eukaryota, Metazoa, Cnidaria, Anthozoa, Scleractinia, Pocilloporidae. The record is from RefSeq and is a predicted model, not a curated record.
AGCUUUUAGUACUUCAGAGUGGUUGAUCGAUGGUCCAGCGCGGAAUUCUUUUGAUUUUGAUGAAAACUUUUGGCCAUUUGUCUAGCUUAAAACCUGAUCUGGUAUGCCUAAGCGUGGGGCUGAAGCCAGAGUGGGAAACGAGGAUUCAAGUGGCCAUGGUGUGUAUGGUUUCAUCGGAGAUUUGAUUCGCGAAGGAAAAGAUGCCAAAUUUGUGAAUAAAAAGGGGCGCUAUGUCCUAAACUGGUCCAGUACCUUGGAGCGCUAUGCCAUCUACAAAUCCAAGAAAAAUCCUCAGUUUAAAAGCAAGAACAUUAACAGGAGGAAGGCUAGCAAUGGUCUGAGGGCAGCCUUGCUCAACAUUUACAAAAAAGAUGGAGCAAAAGAGUACAAAGAAAGCAAAAAGAUCAAUGACAAGGAUGAAGUCAUAGAGAGACAGUUCCAGAUGCCACCUAAAGUGUUUCAGUCACUCUUUGGAUCUAAAGUGGAACUUUCAGAUGACAGUGAUCACGAGACAAGCAGCACAUCUUCAGAGGCUGAUGAGAAACUGCAAGCGUCACCUGAUGUAGGCGGGUCUCCUGACACAAGCGACACAGGUUUUGAGGAAGCCAUGGAUGUCUCUGAUGAUUUGCUCAACAUGAAUGCAACUGGUACAGCACUCCAGGACAACAUCAAGAGAGAGGAUCCUGUUGAUCUAACAAAUAUCGAAACUCCAUCUCAGAUAUUUGGCAUUUCUGCUGAAGAUUUAGACUCAGCACUGGAGGAAAUCUGUACCAACUCAGAUAAUGAUGUGGACCAACCUGGAGUGGUUCAAGAUAUUUCCCCAUCAUCAGGCUCUGUGAAGGGUGGAAUUCAGUUCCAUAUAAUGUUGACAGAGGCACUGCUUGAAAGUGACACAAGAGGUGUGGCACACUUUGAUGGAGUAGGUGAUGUCUUUUUGGAGAAGACCAACCCCUACACCUUCUCUGGGUUUGUUCCAGCUGCCCAAGAAGCUGGACCUGUUCUUAUUACAGUCUACACUGAGGCUGGUCGAAAGCUGGGAAUUACAUACUUUAUGUAUGUGGAUGAGAUGCGGGAGACCUUAAAACAGCUCAUUAAGGACCCUGCUCAACUAUCAUUAUUCCUAACCAUGUGGUCCCAGGCACAUGGAAUCAUUGGAAGCAAUAGUGAUGUUGCACAGACUCUGGGUCUGUUUGGUUUACCAGACCAAGGCCCAUUGCCUGAUGCUAAACAGGGGCAGUCUCUUAAAGUCCUUCAGCUACUUGUUUAUACUGCUGCUCAGGAAGAUGCUCAACAGUUUUUACAAAUGAUCUUCAGUACCUCUGCUGGAAAAAUUGUCUUCGACAGUUACAAGGAUCGAACGCCUCUGCCAGAGGAUGUUGCAAGAGCCAAUGGCCAUGACGAUUUGGCAGAGUUCUUACAAGAUGUAAACAAGAGAUUGUCAAAAGAACAUGACAGUAAUAGUGUUGCUUUGGGUACAAGUGACUGGUUAGAGUUAGUCCAAGCAGUUGACAAUAUUCAGAAACAGACUGUUUCUAAUGAUGAACGAGAAUCAUCAAGAAUGCAACCUAAGGAUGAUGAUAACCAAAGUGACUACUUUGCUGAUGCUGAAACUUCUUCUUGUGGUUCCCUUGAACUUAUUGGUGACUGGUCUGAUUUAGAAGAAGAGAAUGGGGCUUGCACAAAAGAUGAAGACUGUGAGAAUGCAACAAUUGAAACUGGUAUUGAUAAUUGUGCGUCAUUGCUUCGCUAUCCCCAAGAGGAACAUCUCAGGAUUUCCUUAGGAUUUUCGGAAGAAAAUGAAGCUACUGAGGAAUCUUUUGAGGAUGAAACCCAAUUGGGUAAUGGUAAGGACAACAUUGAGAGUCCUAGCAUCUGUGAGGAGUCCUCCGUUGUGAACUUCCCAGCUAAAAUAAAGUUGCGUCAAAGGAGUAGCUUCUUUUCAUUGCCCAUCGGUAGACCCGCUUUAUUUUCAAGGCAUCAAGAGACUUGUUUCCUCCAAGCUGAAGAAAUGGGAUCAGUGAGCCAAAAGAAGGGAACUGAAAGGAGAGAUGACAGCGAUUCAGAGCAUAAAUAUGCAACAGAAUCCUUACGUCAGGAGAAAACGACCGAGCUUUACAUAUCCCGAGAGGAAUUUCCCAAAAAUUCGUCACGAUUUUCUGAAGAAAAUGCCGCUACCGAAGAAUCUUUUGAAGAUGAAGCCGUGUUUGGUAACUGUCAGGACGACAUUGAGAGUCCUAGCAUCUGUGAGGAGUCUUCUGUUGUGAACUUCCCAGCUUACAAAAGGCUACCUCUACUGCGUAGCUUCUUUCAAUGGCUGUCCAGAAGAGAAGAUGAUUUAUCUGCAGAGCAGCAAGAUGUGUGUUCCCUCCAAGCUGAAAGAAUGGGAUCAGUGAGCCAGAAUAAGGGAACUAAAAGGAGAGAUGACGGUGGUUCAAGGCAAAAAUAUGCAGCAGAAUCCUCGCGUCAGGAGAAAACGACUAAGUCAAAAAAACAUCGACAACGCGGCCACUGGAUAAAGUUUGAGACAGCCUCUCGUGUGAGUUAUAUUCUGUUAACCGCUGCUUUGGUGACAGUAUUAGCAGGAAUCAAGCUUGGAGAGAAUCAAAUUCUGCAUUGGGCCGUUGGUAAUGGAUACACUCAGUUCUCCAAACUUCUACUGAAGUGUGGGCUGAAUGUGGAUACUCCAAAUUCCCGCAUGGAAACUCCUCUUCAUGUAGCAGCAAAAUUCGGCUUCAGAGAUAUCGCAGAUGUUUUGACCAAACUAGGAGAUAACGUCAACGCUAAGAGUUACCAACAGCAGACACCCCUUCACUUGGCCGUAUGGAAUGGUCACCAACAAAUUGCAGCAAUGCUAUUACAACGUGGAAGCGAUUCCCAACGAGGAGAUGUGUUUGGACGUACUCCAGCUCAUCUGGCUGCAAUACAAGGACAAGAACAAAUGCUUAAAAUGUUAAUAUUAACUCAACGUGGCAGUGCUUUGAAGGCUAGAGACAACUUUGGACGGACUCCCCUUCAUUUAGCUUCGGUUAAAGGAAUUGAGAGAUUGGUGGAACUCUUAAUUCGACAUGGGAGUGAUUUAAGUGCUCGAGAUAACUCCCAGAAAACUGCGCUUCACUUGGCUGCAGAGAGUGGACAGGAUACCAUUGUACACUCCUUGAUAAUGCAUGGAGGUGAUAUCCAGGACGGAGAUCUCUUUGGCCAGACACCUCUCCAUUUGGCUGCUCAGACUGGGCGCAAAAACGUUGUGAAAUUACUUCUAGAACUUGGAAGCAUUGUUGGUGCAGUAAAUGUGUUUAAGCAAACCCCUCUUCACUUGGCUACAGAGAGUGGAGAGAACGGAUACAAAGACAUUUUGAAGGAGUUGAUACAGCACGGCAGUGGUGUCAAUGCUGCAAAUAUAUUUGGACAAACAGCACUUCAUUUGGCUUCUCGAAAAGGACAUAAACGCAUCGUAGAGGUCCUUGUACAACAUAAAAGCCAAGUAUCAGCCUUAGAUAUUUCACGCAAGACUGCUUUGGAUUGCGCUGUUGAAAGUGGCCAUCGUGAGAUCGUGGAAUUUCUUGAUCUCUCUUCAAAACGCGGUAAAAGUCGCUCUUUGGGAUCUUUGACGAGAGUUCAACGCGAUGUUAACAUGAAUUAUAUUUCUAAACAAACACCACUGCAAAUCAGACAAGGUUCCCUCCAAGUUGGUACACCGAAGAAUGGAAGCAACGAGUUUAAUGGAAACAAGCAUCGAAGUACCAUUAAUGCCUCAAGUUUAUCGCCCUCUUUCCAUACAACGAUACCGUCAGACACUAUUACAAGCACCUCGAACGACAGCUAUGAAUGUGUUCCUCAUGACUUUAUUUAUUUGCUCCCGCCUUGUUUCGUCGCAUGCAGACAGAGAAGAGGUGUAAAAAGAGAUGAAUACAAUCUUGAACUGAUAUCAUCAAACAUACCCAUCUGUUCGCAAAAACACAUGCAAGUGUUGAAGAAGAAACUACAACAAGCGUGCCACUACCGCAAACCAGACAUAGAUGGAGAUGUAAGCAGUGGGCCAAGCUUUCUCGAACAUUUUGGACCAAAUGUCUUCAAUCUGAGCUGCCAUGACUUUCGGCGAGGCCACAAAUGCUCCGGUUGCUUUGUUGCAGAUGAAGCGAGAGGCAGGCCAAAAAGGGUUAUGGAACAAGACGAAAACAUACGUUAUGCAGAACAUGAUCUUGAAUGUUCCACAAAUUCCCCCGAAUUUCUCGUAAAACAAGUUAAUUUAUACAAAGAGCUAUCAGCGGAUUUCGUAUGUCGAUGCGUCAUGAUUCGAGUUCUCCAACGUUUGAAAAAUUUCUCAUUUCUGCGUCCUCGCCAGCUCUGGUGUGAUCGAUUUGAAACAUUUCAUCCGUCUGAGCAAUGCGGAAUCGAUGGUUCGCAACAACCAGCUUGCAAGGGAAAUGGCUGUAAAGAGUGGACACUUGCUUGUAAGACUGAGAAUGCCGCCAGAGAAAGACUAGCCAUUUACAUCAACACCAAAAGAGUGAAACGCUCGCAGAUUGGUGUGACAUUUACCGCUUUAAAGACUGAGAAUGCCGGCGGAGAACGACAAGCUACUCUCCACCAGUUUAACAGAGUGUUUCCUCUGCUAGUCACAAUUCAAUUUGCGCUGAUCUUUUUUCUCGUGUUUUUCACGACUUAUGUAUGGUAUACAGUCGCCAAUAUGUCUCCAAAAUUUACAGGUUUCAAGCCCUCUUCAGCUACGUUUUUUAUUCUACCUACCUCAAAACCCCCAGCAUCCACCAACUCGUCAAAUGAUGUCAGUUGGAUACAUAGGAAAAACGAUCCACUUGAUGGACGCAUUUGGACAAGCAAGAGAGCAAACCAGCAGUUGAUGAAAGAACCACUGAACAUAAAAGGAAAACAGAAAACAUAAGUUAUGAAAGAGGUAUGAAAUACACACAUUUCAAAAGUCAAGUUUGACAUGACAUUGAGACUGUUAAUUCCAAAGAGCCAGAUUUAUCUGCAGCUAAUGGAUUGCAGCCUGAGAAAAACUUCUUUUUGCUUUUAUUUCUGGGCUCAAAAGUUUUCAAAGCCUUGAAGAGACAAAUAGAUAGAUGUUUGCAUCUGUGUACUUAAGUCAGAAUUUUACUUAAAGACUAUGCAGUUAUACAUAUGCUUUUUUCAAAACCAAAAACUGUGUCCAGCAAUUAAUAGAAUAAGACAAAGAAAUGUCUCGAAAAAAAUUUUCUUCUCCUCUUGAAAUAGUUUGGGAAAGAAAUGGAGAAAUUAAUAAAAGCGAGAACAUUUGUACAUAUGAGCACCUCAGAAGGUGAAAACGUUUUUAGAUUCUUUCUUGGAAUGAAGAAAUUUGCAAUAAUAAAUAAAAUAUACCAAAAUUA